Molecule: messenger RNA, 1273 nt
Organism: Castor canadensis (American beaver)
Lineage: Eukaryota; Metazoa; Chordata; Mammalia; Rodentia; Castoridae
Gene: Clec1a
Product: C-type lectin domain family 1 member A
Biological process (GO): signal transduction
Cellular component (GO): plasma membrane
Molecular function (GO): transmembrane signaling receptor activity
Source: RefSeq, a predicted model, not a curated record
GUAGAUUUCAAUUUCCCUUUGUGAAAAAUUAUAGAAUCAGUUGGAUGCCUGAAGAGGUCUCUUAUGCUGACAUUCCUGUAUUGGUACUGUGCACUCUGCCCUCGGAGACAUGAAGAGACUAGGUCCUAGUCUCAGCUCUUUCCGCAAAGGCACAGGUGGUUCCUCUUAACCUAAGUGACUCAGUGCAUGUAGGAUGGUAAGAAACCAGGUUUUAUGUUUCCCCUUUCUGAUUAUCAUUCCUUAGGGUCUGAAGGUCCCACUGGUGCUAUUGCAAGGUCUUGCUAUCUUUACACUGCAGUUUUGUAAGAUGUGCAAGCAGGUUAACAAGAGAGGUCUGAGAAGGGCAAUUGGUUCAAUAACUGUUUGGGGUCCACCCAGACAGAAAACACAUGCUAUUUUCCCAGCCUGACCAACUUGGCAUUCAGAGUACAAGCUCACUGGGGAGGGGCUGGGCUGCUCCAGGCAGGAACUGGAGUCAGAGGUUUCCCCUGCUGUUUGCUGAGAGGACAUUAGGAAUGCUUUCAGCGCCUACUUCCUGACCUAUCUCUCUGUAGUCAGGCAGCUUGGGGGCAAUCUGACCACAUCUUACCCUCAGCCCUUCAGGGACCAGGAUGCAGGCCAAGUACAGCAGCUCAAGGGACAUGCUGAAUGAUGAUGGGGACACCUCCAUGAGCCUGAAUUCUCUAUCCUUGUCCACCACCCGGCAGCGAGAGCACUGGCACACAGAGCAUGGAACCCCCUCUUCAGCAUGGCGCCCAGUGGCCCUGACACUGCUGACUUUGUGUGUGAUGCUGCUGAUUGGACUGACAGCCCUGGGCCUUGUGUUUUUUCAGUUCUACCAGCUCUCCAAUACUCAGCAAGACAACAUCUCUCAGAAGGAAGAAAUGUUGGGGAAUCUCUCUCUACAGCUGCAGUCUCUCCAAGUCCAGAACAGGAAGCUUGCAGAAACUCUGCAGCAUGUGGCUGAAAAACUCUGCCGUGAGCUCCAUAACAAAAGUGAGGGACAUAAGUGCAGCCCUUGUCCAGAAAAAUGGAAGUGGCAUGGGGACAAAUGUUACCAAUUCUAUAAAGAAAGCAAAAGCUGGCAAGGCUGUGAAUAUUUCUGCAUUGCUGAGAACUCCACCAUGCUGAGGAUAAACACACAGGAAGUGCUGGAGUUUGCCAUGCCUCAGAGCUACUCUCAGUUUUUCUACUCUUAUUGGACAGGACUGUCCCGCAAUGGGAGUGGCAAGGCCUGGCUAUGGAUAGAUGGAUCACCUUACUCCUUUCAAUU